UUAACGACCGUGCCACAAGCACACGCGAUAGUAACAAAUUACUUAAUUAUAAUAUCUAAAUAAAAUCGAAAUGUUUUUAGCAACGCUACUCGCCUGUUUGGCAGCCACCGUGUGGGCUGGCCCCAGCCAAGCGCUAGGUGAAUCGAAGCUGCUGCAGGCAAUGCGCAGCACCAACGCACUGCAGCAAAGCGAUCCGGUUCGCUCGAUGGCCUGCUUUCAGUACUACAGCGAGGUCUUCGAUCAGCUGCUGCAGCAAUACGAAAAUCAGUAUGAAGCGUGCCAGAACACAAGCCAACUUCAGAUGGCGACCCUAAAUUGGAUAUACCAGACGAAGCUGAGCGUGUUGAGCAAUAAUGUCAUCUCCGCCUGCCAGUUGAUAGAAAAUUGUGAUAAUCAAAAUGAUACCGGCUUGGCCCUGGCCUGUUACUCACAGGUGGGCGCUGAGGACGCCAAGACCAUGUACAACAUUUCGGGCACUGCCAGUCAGUAUAAUGGCGAGUUUAAUCAGCAGAAGCAGGUGAUCGACUACCAGGAGGAGGAAUGUGCGAAUGAGUCGAGACGCACUUACGAGGUUAGCACGGAGCAGACUUAUGUCAGUCUGCAAGGUUGUCUAAUGGGCAAUGAGCCGGUGCCAACCACAACUAGCAGCACCACAGCUGGCCCUAGUUCGUCUCCAGUGAUACGAACAACUACGCCCGGGAGCAGCACAACUGGCGAGUCUACAGUUGAAGUCAGUUCAUCGUCUACCACAAGAACUUCAACCACAGCCAUUCCAGUUACAACUACAACUACAGAAGACCCAUUUCAACUAUUCAACCUAUAAAGUCGACCACAACUCCAGAUCCGGUUCCGGUGACAACGACACCUGAACCACAAACGAAGACAACAGACCCAGUAACGAGUAUCAGUUCUACUUCCAGUUCCAGUUCCAGUUCCAGUUUCAGUUCCACAACAUCAACUCCAACCACUUCGACACCACCAAUUCCACUUGGUUCCACAACAGCCUCACUUAUCAGCACAACACUUCCAGUUCCUCUAUCAAAGACAUCGGCUUUAGUGACAGCCACGCCCACAGCUUCGGCCGCGCCCGGUAACCAGCCCAGCCUGAGCUCAGACCUAAAGAAGCUGCUGCACUCUCUGCUACACUAGACAACAUGGUUUAUUUACUGCAUUAAAUAGGUAACGAGCUGACAAACCUUGGCUAUCGUUGGAGUUGCAAAACUUUUGUAAUCUCCGUGGGGUGGCUGUGUUGGUUGGGUUGCCUGUCGUAGUUGGUCACAGCAAAAGUAACGGUAAAAGGGAAAGUAAAGUAAAAGCAAUUUUAUGGAAAUGCUGGCCAAAUAUUGGCACAGUCCACACAGACCAGGCGGCAGCCGCAAUGGAAAAGUUCAGCUAAGCCAAUUGCAACUCUGCAAGUGUAACUUACAUAAUUAACGCUUGUAGAUGUUAACUACUUUGGUCUGCUGUGCCUGACCGACUAGCAAGUUGCCCUGUGAACAGCUUCAAGCGCAAUGCCAGCAAUCAAUUAAUCGAAACAUAAUUUUUGUAUAGUAAAAUAAAUAGCUUAAAGUUUGUAUUGAAUUAAAAAAGAACAUA
Messenger RNA from Drosophila hydei, 1596 nucleotides. RefSeq names its product cell wall integrity and stress response component 3. The coding region runs from base 71 to 823 and encodes 250 amino acids. The record is from RefSeq and is a predicted model, not a curated record. The transcript is spliced from 3 exons. NCBI's taxonomy places the organism in Eukaryota, Metazoa, Arthropoda, Insecta, Diptera, Drosophilidae.